AUUGAAAAUACUAAAAGUAAGAGCAUAGUUAUGUCAACUUAUGAUAAACUCAGAAGAUACUAUUUACUGUAUCAAACGCGCGGAUUAAAAUGUGACGGUUGCAAUCUUGGUCGUGACUACUAUAGUAUUGGUCAUCGCUGUUUUCGUUCUGGACUCUUCUUCCACAACGAGUGCGCCGAAUCCAGUGUAGAGAUUCACAACCUCUAUCAUCCACAACAUUCUCUCCACAUCAAAGUACUUAAACAAAAUGAAGAUGUCCAUGGAGAAUGCAAGCUAUGUAGAGGUAACUUGGCAAAAAUAUAUUACCAAUGUUCAACAUGUGAUUUUGCCAUCGAUUUAAUAUGUGCAAGAAAAAAAGUUGUGGCAACAAUUGAGGUUCCAAAGACCCAUGACCACCCUUUAUCCCUUAUUCCAAAGAUGAUUACGUUUACUUGUCAUUUAUGUGGAUUGCUUGAUGAUCGGUUUCCUUAUGCAUGCAAUUUAUGUGAUAUUACUUUUCACAAAGAUUGCGCCGAAUCCACACCAGAGAUCAACUACUCUUGUCAUCCUCAACACCUUCUCAAGCGUCUCACGCAUGUUCCAAGUUAUACUGAUGGAAAAUGUUGUUUGUGUGGAAGCAAACUUCAUAACUUGUUUUAUCACUGUUCUAUUUGCAAUUUUAGCGUGGAUGUCAACUGUGAAAAAAAUCCACCCUCUUUCACUCUUUUUCACCCUAAAGCUCAUGAGCAUAAGCUCACUCUUAUGCCGCAACGAAGUUUUGUAUGCAGCGCUUGUGGAAUGGAUGACGAUCCAAAUCCUUACGUAUGUCCUCAGUGUAAUUUCAUGAUUCACAGAAGUUGUAUUGAUAUACCACGCGUUAUUAAGAUCUAUCGUCAUGAUCACCAUAUUUGUUACAAUAACUUUCUUGACGCUGGAGAUUGGAAAUGUGGAAUAUGUCAUAAAAAGAUAAACUGGACAUGUGGGGCUUAUUCUUGUUCGGAAUGUCCAGAUCUUGUCAUGCACUUGAGAUGUGCCACAAGAUUCGGGAUAUGGAAUGGGAUUGAACUUGAAGGCAUAUCAAAAAAUACUCUAAAAGUCAAAUCAUACGAGGAGAUCGAAGAAGGGGUAAUAAAGCAUUUUAGUCACGACCAUACUUUAAAGUUUAAAGAAGGGAGUGAUGGUAACGGUGAAUGCAUACAGUGCACAAUAUGCACUUAUCCCAUAUUUUCUAAUCCAUUUUAUAGUUGCAUGGAGUGUGAUGAUUUCAUCCUUCAUAAAAAAUGUGUGGAUCUCCCAAAAAAGAAAAUAGAUUCUUUCUACAAGAUGUCGACCUCGCUAAUCACAAAUUAUCAGGGUAAUGCAGAAAACAUUUGCAAUGCUUGUCAAAACAUCUAUCAAGGUUUUUCUUACUUAAGUGAUGAUGGAAACACUUUAUUGGAUGUGCGAUGUGGUUCUAUUUCCGAGCCUUUUUUCCAUGAAAGUCAUCCUCAUUCGUUAUACGUCAGCUACUUAACAGGCGGCCGAUUUUGUAAUGCUUGUAGAGAAAAAGCAACAAUGGUUUUGAGUUGUGAGGAAUGUGAAUUUGUUUUAGACAUUAAAUGCUCUACUCUGCCAAACAUUGUUAAACACGAAAAUGAUAAAGAUCAUUUGUUGUCUCUAUGUUAUGGAGAAAACAAAUGUGAGCAAUGCUGGUGCGAGAUGUGUGAGGAGACAAUAAAUCCAAAGAAAUGGUUUUAUUCAUGUGAUCAUUGUGGCAUUGCUUUUCACAUCAGAUGCACACUUGGAGACUUCAUAUGGUUUAAACCGGAAAAAAAAUCUGAAUCAUCCACCAAUUGUGUGAUUCUUAAUAAUCGUGCAAGUCGGCCAUUUUGUUAUUCUUGUAAUUCUCGCUGUAAAUACCCAUCCAUCUUGUUUUUCUAUGGGAAAACAUUGUGUUCUUUGCAAUGUUUCCAACAAAAAGUUUAUGCAAUCCUGGCAUAAAUCUUAUUUAUUUUCUCAAAUAUUUUAUGAUAAAAAACAAAUUAGAUUAUGUGUUGCAUGUUAAUACUAUAUAUAUUUU
Messenger RNA from Arabidopsis thaliana (thale cress), 2038 nucleotides. Its product is annotated as Cysteine/Histidine-rich C1 domain family protein. NCBI's taxonomy places the organism in Eukaryota, Viridiplantae, Streptophyta, Magnoliopsida, Brassicales, Brassicaceae. The transcript has a single exon. The record is from RefSeq and is marked reviewed. Bases 31 to 1959 code for a protein of 642 amino acids.